Molecule: messenger RNA, 4404 nt
Organism: Tetrahymena thermophila SB210
Lineage: Eukaryota; Ciliophora; Oligohymenophorea; Hymenostomatida; Tetrahymenidae
Exons: 8
Source: RefSeq, a predicted model, not a curated record
AUGAGUAGAACAUAACAACAAUAACAAAAGAAUAACCAAAAAACACAUACAGAUAUAGGAGGCCUUCAUUCUCCUUUCUCCUAGCUUAAUAUGCCAUCUACUGCUCAUUCUUGCGAGAACCCGUUCCGCUUCAUAACAAGAAACACAUAGGAAUUAACAGAUAAAGGAGAAUUUCAAGAGAACAAGAUGAAUCCAGCAUCUAGUAAUGAUGAUGAUGAUAUUACAACCCAGCGCAAAUUACUUCUUCAAAAACUGAAAAAAAUCGAAAGUAGAAAACAACAGAAUAAUUUUAACUAUAAACGUGAUAACAAUAGCUGGUCAAAUGAAUUAAAUAUAUGUUCUAGCUACAAAUAAGGACAGCUACCUAUGAAUUAAAAAGAAUAUUGCUUCACAUUUAAUGAUGAGAUGUCUUCGCAGAAGACGCUUACUGAGUAGAGUAUAGGAGGAUAACUAUAGUAGCAGCAAACUUAGCAAAAAAAUUCUUACAUUUUAUCAAGUCCUAAUUAAGAUGAUUAAAAUGUAUCAGCUAUUAAAACACUAAAAGGAGAGAUUCAUUCAGUUAAGAAUUAAUUAGAAAACUCAUAAUUUGCAAACAUAUAACUGAAGAAUGAAUUAAAAACAAAGAUUCAGUAAAUUGAGGAUUUGUAAAAGGAAUACCAAAAAUUCAACAGUUAACAAUAGUAACAUGAGAUCUAAAUGUUUAAAGGUGGCCGAAAUAAUACGUCAAGAUCAAUAGAAUCUGUGAGGAACACUUAGAUUUAAAGCACAAUAAUGGAAUAUAAAAAAUUCAUAGAUUAAUUAAUUUCUGAAAUUCAUUUAAAAGACAAUUAGAUAAAUCUUCUCAAGCGUGAAUUAAGCAAUUAUUGUAACAUCAUCAAUAUGUAAAAAGAUGAAAUUGCAUAGCUACAUAAUAUUAUAGCAAAGAAUAACAUUUAAAUCAAUAAUCCUAAUUAUUUAACUUCUGCUGAUUUUAAAAAUAAUAAAGAAUGCUAAUAAAUAGGAUUUCUAUAAAACCAUUAAAAGAAUAUACAAACUGAGCCUGAUUACAGAAACGAAGACUUUAACAAUUUUGAUGAGAGAGAUUAUAUUCAUCAUAUGUAAAAGCUUAAAAAAAAAAUUGAAGUUCUCUAAGAAAAUAAUCUAAACAAAGUAGAUUAUGAAAGCUAGGAAAAUGAUGGCUUUAAAACAAAAAAAAAUAAAGACAAAGUUCAAAUUUAGUUUUAGCAAUAAUCCUAAAUAAAAUCAAAAUAAAAUUAGCAGCCUUUUGGAGCAUUUGAAUCAAUUCCAACAUCACUAUCUUAAAACACAAAAGAAUUUUUAGAUAAAAAAGAGAACAAUUUUGAAAGAAAAAAUUCAAAUUGCUCACCUAUUUAAAAUCAAAAGAUUACUCAAUAUCAAUUGAAUCAAAUAAAAAUUGAUCCUGCGUUAAAUAACUGUCAAGAAACAACUUAAAUUUGUUAAUUUUCUCUUUUGGAUAGUGAUUUAUUUAACAAUCCAUAGAAAAAUAAAGAUUUUGGAGUGAUAAAUUUAAUAGAAAUGGAAUCAUUUAAUAUUUCCCCUAUUAAAAACAAAUCCUACAAGCAAGAUAAAAGUACAAUAUGUGAUAAAUCGUGCUUACAAGCUAUCUUAACUAUAGAAGAACUUUCACAAAGGGCAUUAAAAGUUAAUAGUAUAACUCCUGCUGUCCUAUACAAUAGCGCAGAAAAAAUACUAGAGGCUGAAAACAAUUUAGAGGAUUUAGAACUUAAAUAAUAUAAUUUUUAGAAUAAAAUUAAAAAGGUAUUAGAAAUAAAUACUUUUUAGAAUUAGACGGCAUUAGAAACAUGUAAAAGUCAUUAAGCUCAGCAAUAACAGGAGGAUAUCUCUCCUAAUUUUUAUGAUUUUAUUUAAGAAAUUAAAUAAAAUGAAGCUAUCAAAAAUUCUCCUUAAUAUAGUAGCAAAAAAAAUUCAAUUUAAUAGGAAAAAUAAUUUUUAAGCAAUUAAAAUAACGAAGAAAUUAUUACAAACAAAGUUAAAAAUGGGUAAGAAAAUGAUGUUGAAAGCUAAAUUCCUAAGCAUAAUAAAAAAUUAAAAGAAUAAGAACUGAGAAGCUCAUUCGACAAUUUCCAAAAAUAAAAUAAUCAUAGCAUACCAAAUUCAAAUAUGUUUGAAUCUAAAUUCUAAGAAUCUCAAAGAGUUAAUUCCUUAGGUUCUCAUCGUUAACCUAAAUACUUAAACUUAGAAACAAUAAAGCAAUAUAAUUAAGAAUAAUUAGAUUAAUAGAAUUACUAAGAAUAGCACUGCUAAAUUUAGAGUAAUAAAACUAAAAGUGAAGUCGCUUUAAAUUCUUUGAAAAUAGAAAACCAAUCUCGUAAGAAUAAGUAAAAGAAUAACAGUGGUUAAAUAACCCAGAAAGUACCUCACACCACUAAGGAAUCAUCAAUGAAAUUUUUGUUUGACUAAUCAGAUUGUUCCAUGUAAUUUAGAGAGGAAAUAAAUCAUUUUAAUAGAAUUAUAGAUGGUAAAAGAAGGUCUAGCUUAAAUAUUGACUAAAUAAACUCAAUUCAAUCAGAAACUGAACAUUAAAACUUAAAAUAACUUUUGAAACAGUAAACGGAUAAAAGUUCAAAUUCAAAAAAAUAUAUCAAUGAGAAUUUAAUUUCACCAUAAAAAAAUUAACAAUCCUGCAAUUUAAAUGAAUAAAAAUAAUUUUUGCAAUAAAAUAAAGUUCAUACUGCUAAUUCGAAAUAAAACUUUAGCUCAUAGAAGGAAUUUUCUGAUCCUUUUAACUGUGCUGAAAAUUUAAGAUUCUAUGAAAACAAUUAUCAACCUGCAAUGAACCAUUUCUAAGAUUAAUAGCAUAGAGCUGGUAUUAUUGUUUCAAACUCUUAAAACUUAAAUUCUUUCGUACAAAGGAGUAAUAGAGUUAAUUCCAUAACACAUUGUGAAAACAAAUAUUUUGUUGGAAGCAUUGUAAAUUCUAGUUAGAAGACAAAUAUUCCUCAUAUUAAUGGUUGUGGUUAGGGAAAUAAACUUAAAACUGAUUCAUCUAAUUCUGAUUUUCACUCAAAUAACGAAAAUUCUAAUAAACUUUUUCACUCUUAAACUAAUAAUAUAUUUACCUCCUCCACUCCAAAAGGAAACUUAGAACAAGCUUCCUCUACCUCCAAAAAGAAAUUAGGUUGUAAUUUAGCAAAUGGAAAUAGCUAUCAUAUACAGCAUAAGCACCAUGAUAAGUACGACUUUUACUAUUCAAACAGUUCAAAUAAUAUAGUAGUACCAAAUACUUCUAGCAAUUUAACUGAUGAUCCUUUACUAAACCAAAAAAGCCAAACAAACAAUUUAAAUUAUUAAAAUAAUAAGAAAAACUCCUUGAGUAGUGCACAGCCAAACAAUUUGAGUUGCCAUAACAAUUUACACUUAAACUAGUCUAAUGGUGAUCAAACUUAUUAAAAUAAGAUACUUUCUAACAAACCAAAAAAAAUAACUGGAAUGAUUGUAAAUACAAUUACAAGCAGAGAAUAUGAAAGCAUUGGUACAUCUAGCACUUCUUCACAAUAAAUACGCAAAUAAAUAGCUUCGACUGUGAAUGAAGCAGUUAGAAAUUCAACUUAACAUCUACAAAUAAUUUAAAAUUCAAACAAUCCUUCAAAUUGUUAAUCUAAUCAACAACUUAUUUCUCAGUAAUUUUAAAUCUCAACAAAUAGAAAUUAAGAAAACUGCUCGAUAGAUUCUUGCUCAAACAGCAAGCAAUAUGAAAAAAAUAUUAAUUAUGAGCAAAAUGUAAUAUAAUAAAAUUAUCACGGUCUCUAAAAGAUAUUAAAUUAGCACAUUAACAAACAGUCUCAUGAUAACAAAACAAACAUACGCUGUCCUCCUUCAAAUUUAGAGAGAUUAAGAGAAGUUAAAAAUAGAGUAAAAGAGUUAAAUCUGAAUAAUGAUAUAACCCAAUAGCAUUCUUCACAAUAUUAACAAAAAGAAAAUCUCCCACCUACUCCAUCUACUUCAAGUUCUAAUUUUAUAAAUUGCUUGUUGUAAGCUAACAAUUAUAACGAAGUUUAAAGUACUUAGAAUAAAAAUUAAAAUUACAAAAAAAUUGAAAAUAAAAGCUUAGAAAAUCCCAAUAAUUUUUCAAGAAGAAGUUCACAAAGCAACUAAUUUUCGAGCAUAAACAGUAAAGGAAACGGAGGAAUAACAAGUGGAAGCUAGCUAAAAAGCGACUAAGAAUUAGUGAAUGAUAAAUAUUCACAAAUCCUCAAAGAGAAGUCUACUUAAAAAAACUUCUUAUAAUAAAAAAAUGAUGAUAAUAACUUUGGUUUUAAGAGAAAUUCUUCAUAUAAUAUUCACCAUUCUAAAAAUCAAAACUAAAGUUUGGAAUAAAACUCCAGAAAAUCUGAUUCUGUAAAGAGAUCUUAAAAGUCGUGA